Molecule: messenger RNA, 1953 nt
Organism: Pygoscelis adeliae (Adelie penguin)
Lineage: Eukaryota; Metazoa; Chordata; Aves; Sphenisciformes; Spheniscidae
Gene: SNTB1
Product: syntrophin, beta 1 (dystrophin-associated protein A1, 59kDa, basic component 1)
Exons: 6
Cellular component (GO): intracellular anatomical structure; dystrophin-associated glycoprotein complex; synapse
Molecular function (GO): structural molecule activity
Source: RefSeq, a predicted model, not a curated record
UGAAAUACAUGAGAGAAGCAACCCCCUACGUGAAGAAAGGCUCUCCUGUUUCAGAAAUUGGGUGGGAGACGCCUCCCCCUGAAUCUCCCCGCUUGGGUUGUGCCUCUGCUGACCCCCUGUCGCAGCUUUCGCUCUCCAUCCACAGAGACAAGAAGACAAUACCGCUCAAGAUGUGCUACGUGACGCGCAACAUGACGGUGUCGGACCCCGAAAACAGACUUAUUGAAGUUCAUUCACCUGAUGCCAAGCACACCGUGGUGCUCAGGAGUAAGGAUUCAGCUACAGCCCAGGCCUGGUUCAAUGCCAUCCACUCCAGUGUCAAUGAGCUCAUCCCCAGGGUGAUUGCAGAGGUCAGAGACCAGCUGGGUAAAACAGGGAUUGCUGGAAGUCGAGAGAUUAGGCAUCUAGGCUGGCUUGCAGAAAAGGUGCCAGGAGACAAUGAGAAGCACUGGAAGCCAGUGUUAGUGGUCUUGACGGAGAAAGACCUCUUAAUAUAUGAGAGCAUGCCGCGGAUGAAGGAAGCUUGGUUCAGCCCUCUGCAUACCUACCCCCUGCUAGCCACCAGGUUGGUCCAUUCUGGCCCAGGAAAAGGCUCACCGCAGUUAGGGGUGGAUUUGUCUUUCGCAACCCGUACCGGUACAAGGCAAGGGAUUGAAACCCAUGUGUUCAGGACGGAGACUAGCCGAGACCUCUCACUGUGGACGAGGAGCGUAGUGCAGGGCUGCCACAAUUCUGCGGAGCUCAUCACGGAAAUCACCACAUCUUGCACAUAUAAAAGCCAGGAGUGCCGUUUGACCAUCCAUUAUGAACAUGGAUUCUCUCUUACAACUGAACCGCAAGAUGGUGCCUUCUCUAAGACAAUUGCACAAUAUCCCUACGAAAAACUGAAAAUGUCCUCAGAUGAUGGGAUAAGGAUGCUUUAUUUAGACUUUGGAGGAAAGGAUGGAGAAAUUCAACUGGACCUUCAUUCCUGUCCAAAACCAAUUGUGUUCAUCAUUCAUUCCUUCCUGUCAGCAAAGAUUACAAGACUUGGCUUGGUGGCAUAAGUGGGAUACAUCUGUUUCUUUAAAGAAGACGGAGCGACCAUGCUAAUCUGAAGUACAGUCAACAGCAGCAACCCGUACCAGCUAGCACCAUACACCAGCUUGGGGUUCAGUACUGGGCCUUGGUCAUUUCUGCAGUCUUCCAAGGCCCAGGUUUCAUUUUGAUCAGCUAAAGAGGUGGCAGGACAAGUAAAACGGUGGAUUUCAUUGUAAAUAAUGGGAUUUAAAAAUCCCAUAUGAGACAGUAAAAACGUGUAGUACCAUACAUGUAAAUGUUUCAGAAUCAUAAAUUGUGCCUAUUUCAAUGUAUUUGUUUAUAUGGAAUACGUAAAGGGCUAAGCAGACAAGAGUGGGUGUUGGUUGUGAUGCAAGCUCAAGGUUGUUUGAGUAGAAGUUCUCCAAACAAGACUAUCCCACCACCCAAAAGUAAAAUAUUUUUUCUGUUCUAACCUGUGCACCACUUACAGAAGAUUUUUCGUGUGGAGCGCUGUCAGAACCUGUUGCUUGAAUACCCAGCAGAGCGUGCAAAUAUGCACCUUUGAGUAGGAUGCUCUAAAGCAAUACAGCUGUGGUCAGUGAACAGCUGGAGGGUCCCUGCCAAGGGGCACUUUCAAAUUAAACGAUAAAGACAUCUUGUGUACGUUCCUAGCGACAGACCCAAAGCAAGACUAGCUAUAGCAACGUAUUGAGAGCCGGCUGUCAGUGGGGCGUAGGUAGGAGCAUCCUCAAGUUACCUGAAUCCAUGCUGAAGCGCGACCUAAGCUUCUGCCAGCACAUUUCCACAGCGGGGUUUUCCGACAGAAAGCCACACUGAGCUUCCUGUCCUCCUGCCCCAACGGUGUCACCCCCUCAGCUCUGCCGAGGCUGGUUGUGUGGUCUUGAUAGAAGAACAAAUGUGAGGAAGGAGGAA